AUGGAUCAAACACCUUCAUCUAUUGUUACAACUCCUUAUAUUGCAGCAGAAAAUCUUACGGGUACCGGAAGUAUCUCUCGCUUAGGUCCUGCUGCUACUGGUCACAACUUCUCUUCCAACUUGAUUGUGUUGUCAACGGAUCCCAAUGAGCUCAACCAGGGCAGGCAGGCAAGUCGUAGCAACAACGUCUCGAUAGCUGACAGCGACCUUGGUCCGUUAAAAUGGCUUCCAUCUACUCCAUACACUCGCUUAACCCUGUUUGCAGUCAUGGCACAAGCAGUCCUUGUAAUUGUCAUGGAAUCCGUUGUAUAUAAUCAAUUUACUGCAUCGAUUGACACGAAUGAGCCCGGACCUGCACGCGGCAUCCCAGUUUAUCUCGUUAUCUUUCUCAUGGCUCAGAUCUUUCAAAUUGUCUUGUGCUGGGACGCUCUGAUUAAGCAGAAUACAAUGCAAAUUGGCUCUUUUGUUGCGUUCAAUCUUGCCAUCUUAUGCUACUCCAUUUUCCAGUACGCACAGCUGAUCAAAAUUGCAAACUCUGACAUUGGCCUGACUGUGCCUCUUAUUGUAAUUCUUGUAAUUGUCGCUAUAUUUCAAUGUCUUUUUGUUUUUUUGGCCUCCAAGCUAUAUCAUGAGUUUGGAUGGACUAUAUUUAAGCGGAUCGGUGCAGAUCCAUACAUGCGAGAUAUGUACCGCACCUACCAAAUCUUUGUGCUUCUCGUCAAAAUAGAUGUAUUUUUUGUUGUUGGUUUCGGCAUUCAGUUUCUUGUUUUGGUUAUUAAAACAUCCGAUCCUGAAUUCGGUAUCACCAUUGCUGCUAUUCCUAUCAUGCUUUUGAUACUGGCUGUUGCUGUCUAUGGAGUCCGUAAAGAAGAUAAAAUAAUUGUCUUUUGCUUUCUAUUUGGAUUGAUUCUGGCUGUUGCUUAUUUUAUUUUCAAACUUGUUCGUAUCCAUACUCGUCAAGCACAAUACGCGGACACAAAAUAUUAUUUAACAUUUUUUGCUGUACUGAGUUUGGCCAUGGUAAUUGCAACAUUUAUUAUUGCCAUCAAAUGUAUUCUUAACUUUGGAAAAGGUUUGGCUUGUCAUUUGGCAAACAAAAAUAAUUCAAAAGAACAUUCUAUUCCAGUGGAACGUUUACCUUUUGAGUAGAGCAUUCCAAUAAUUAUUACCGUUAGUUUGGCUGUGCAUUAGUAUUAAUGAAUUUUAAAUAUCUGAU
This is a messenger RNA of Batrachochytrium dendrobatidis JAM81, 1216 nucleotides long. RefSeq lists its product as uncharacterized. The record is from RefSeq and is a predicted model, not a curated record. The transcript has 8 exons. Gene Ontology annotation, cellular component: Golgi apparatus. The coding region runs from base 1 to 1149 and encodes 382 amino acids. Lineage: Eukaryota; Fungi; Chytridiomycota; Chytridiomycetes; Rhizophydiales.